AAAAAAUAAAAAAGAAACAGUUAUUUGAGGACUCUGGCAUGGCUGCUCCGGCUAUGGAAGGCCUCGCCGUCACAGCUCUCCGGUCCGCUAUGCUCCGUGUCCGUCAAGCGGCAGAGAGGUCCGGUCGCCGGUCCGAUCAGGUCCGCGUUGUGGCUGUCUCAAAAACCAAACCAGUCUCUCUCAUCCGGCAAGUCUACGACGCCGGUCACCGUUGUUUUGGCGAAAACUACGUUCAAGAGAUAAACGAAAAAGCACCACAGCUUCCAGAGGACAUUGAAUGGCAUUUUAUUGGGCAUUUGCAGAGCAAUAAAGUGAAACCGCUUCUGGCUGCAGUCCCCAAUCUUGCCAUGGUUGAAGGUGUAGAUAAUGAGAAGAUUGCAAAUCAACUUGAUCGUGUGGUUUCAGGCAUCAGAAGGAAGCCUUUGAAGGUUUUGGUUCAAGUGAAUACUAGUGGAGAAGUAUAUUUGAUUUUAAUCAGUUCAUUGAUUAAUGUGAUGUUUAUGGCAGCAAAAUCUGGAGUUGAGCCAUCAGGUUGUGUGGAGCUAGCUAAACAUGUUAAGCUAGGCUGCCCCAAUCUCGAGUUUUCUGGUUUAAUGACAAUAGGGAUGCCAGACUAUUCAUCAACUCCAGAGAACUUCAGGAGACUAUUGAACUGUAGAAUUGAGGUUUGUAAAGCUCUUGGAAUGGCAGAGGAGCAGUGCGAGCUGUCAAUGGGCAUGUCUGGUGACUUUGAGCAAGCGAUUGAAAUGGGCAGCACCAAUGUGAGAAUUGGAUCAACCAUAUUUGGACCAAGGGAGUAUCCUAAGAAAGAACAGAAUUAGCAGCCUCCCAGUUUCACACUUAUGUUCAUGUAAUCUUUAAACUCCAAUGCUCCAGGCAAGAGUCCAUUCUCUUGUGCAAUAAUAUUUGAUGUUGAUAUCAUUCAUUCAUCUCAUAUUAUUUCAUCUGCA
Vitis riparia (riverbank grape) is the source of this 950-nucleotide messenger RNA. Its product is annotated as pyridoxal phosphate homeostasis protein-like. Gene Ontology annotation, molecular function: pyridoxal phosphate binding. The transcript is spliced from 7 exons. The record is from RefSeq and is a predicted model, not a curated record. NCBI's taxonomy places the organism in Eukaryota, Viridiplantae, Streptophyta, Magnoliopsida, Vitales, Vitaceae. The coding region runs from base 39 to 821 and encodes 260 amino acids. Gene Ontology annotation, cellular component: intracellular anatomical structure.